AUGAUGUGUUUGCGCACAGAUGAACUAUCUGAGAGCUCAGCCGGAUACGACUCAAGGACUUCGUCAACGUCAUUCGCGAAACUUGAGCACAUCUUGGACGACAAUGGCAAGGGGACGAGACGAGUGGAAAUGAUGCCAGGAACCGCACAUCCAUUGAAGGCGGGCCAAAUAUCUAAAAUCGAGACUACGAGCAAAAUGAACGUUGGAGAGAUGGGGAAUACCAACACUUGUGUUCUGGAAGACGAGGUGAGACAGAUUCUAAUCCUUCCCACUGGAGAAAACAGAAUCCACGAAACAGCACUUGACGAACUCCAGAGUGUUGUACAGUUUUUCAGCAUCAAAAUGGACGAAUAUAAAGAGUUUCUCCAACACAACUCGGCAGUGGUUUUUGCUGUUAACUACAUUCAAAACCAGUACAUCUCUUCGGAGUUUUGCGUGGAGCUUGCAAAACUUUUCGAAGUGCUGAAUGUGAAAACUGUGGUUGAAUUCCAGAAAUCUGUAGAAGCACUCCAAGCUCCUGAUUCAGAGUCCGAUAUGGCAUCUUUUCAUCAGUGCAUAAAGAGUUGGGAUGACUUCAUCGAUGGGAUCGAAAAAGAGCUAGAUGAAAAAGUUGGUCCGUGCUCCAAGAAUUCUAAUGGAGAGGUACUUCCUGAAUUAGGAAUUGAAAGCAAGACUAUAGCCUACUACGUGAAGGAAACUACUUUUAAAAUGGUACUGGUUGUUGUUGUCAGGUCGUUCAAUUCUCCUGAAGUAAAUCAACGCAUUGUGGCACUGCAUAAUAAAAUGAGUGAAUUCAAUCAGCUUGGAUGUGAUGUUUAUUUAUUGACAAAGGGACCUCCCAUCGGUUCAAGAGGCGGAUCUUACAUCAAACUGAUUGGCGUUCCAUUUCGGAAGCUGUAUGAUGAGAAUGAAGCAUAUUCGGAACUCAAGACUCAUCGAAGAUCAGCUGUAAAACUGGCUGGGUGGAAUGCCCUCCUCCAGAUGGUUGAGGUAUCACUGACGGAUGAAGCAGGACCUUCAACUGAACAAAAAAAGACGUCAGUGGCAAAUGAAGACAAGAUGUCAUUCAUCACAAAUAAGGGAGGCGCUAUUCUGGUUGAUCAAUCUGGCACGGUGCGCUACAAGUAUAUCGAGGAUGAAACGUCGCAUUGGCCAAGUGUCGACGAGAUUCUGACCCAAGUUAAAGGAAUGGAAUCAUCCAAUAUGACGAAGCCAUUCAUAAGCAAUACAGCAAAGGUAGAUUCGGAAACGUCAGCAAAGGAAUCAGACGAGAAGAAAAGAAAAUACUCUAACGAAGGCGAAAACGCCGAAACAUUAGCUGUUAAUGAAUAUCAAUAUCAAUCUUGGCCACAGCUGAAGCAAAUCAAUAAGAAGCUGCGUACUCAACAUGCCAAGAUUCAAGGACAGAAGAACAUGGGCGCAUAUUCAUAUUUUCAUUCUCCACGAUUCUGA
Messenger RNA from Necator americanus (New World hookworm), 1452 nucleotides. RefSeq lists its product as uncharacterized. The record is from RefSeq and is a predicted model, not a curated record. NCBI's taxonomy places the organism in Eukaryota, Metazoa, Nematoda, Chromadorea, Rhabditida, Ancylostomatidae. The coding region runs from base 1 to 1452 and encodes 483 amino acids. The transcript has 12 exons.